GAUUAUCUGGUCGCGGGAACGGCGGAGCUGAAGCAGGAGGAUGCCGGACACGCUGGAGCGUCGAAGGAUGACCGGACUUUGAAGGAGGGUGUUGUGGCGAAGAUAGCUGAAGAUCCAAAGAACAGUCACAAUGGGGUCACCCCUAUGAUGGUGAUGAACGGAGUCAAUUCGUCUGUAGCUCAGGUCGCCGAAGCCACUACAACUGAAGCGCGACCUCCGGACGCACAACCGUCGAAUCCUCCUUCCCAGGAACAGGAUGACGGGAAGCCGCAACCAUUUCAGUCAUCAGAUGGGCCCGCCGACCAGAGCGCACAAGCGCAACGAGAGCGUAAGACCUCUCGGGCGAGUGUCCAAGGCAACAGCACAUCGUGGUGGGAGUACGUUGGAUGGGGUGCCAAUGCACAGUCUGUUCAGGAAGAGUCCUUGCAGACAGAAGCUCCAAUUGCAGAGGAGCCAUCUUCUAAUCAACCCACCACAGAGACGCCACCCCAAUUACCCAUUCAGGACGAUAGAAUGUCAUCACCGUCACCACACGCAGACAAAGUGGAGCUUCACGUCCAGACCGAGCAUCCGCCGGAAGCACAGAAAAAGCCCGAGAGCCCGUCAAGUCCAAACAAGCCAGCAUCCGUAUUCUCUGCACAGACGGCUAAGAGCCACGGCUCUGCAUGGUACUCUCCGUGGACGUGGUAUGCUACAUCGCCGAUUGCAGGCUGGGCGAGCGGCCAUGCUUCGAGAAGUACGAUCGAGGAGGAUUUCGCAAGCGAGCUGGCCAAGACAGAGUCGGAGCUGGUCAAGGAGCGCGCUCUCGCCCGAGAGGCAGCACAGGAGGAGGAAGAAGAGGAAGGGACUCCAACUCAACCUGUGGAGAUGGGCCCGCCCGCGUCCCCGCCUCCCGAGGCUCAGAACCCCAUCUCGUCAUCAAUUAACAGCACUCGCUCGGGCUGGGUGUCCUUCUUCAUGUCGCGCUCGUUGAUAACCAAAUCAAUCGCCGAGGAUGGGAGCGAGCGUGAUCAGAAUGGAAUGGAGGUAAUGGACAUUGAAGAGGGGGAGGAAAAUAGGCACGAGGGCUCGUCAAGUGCCAUCGAGAUAACAGCCAAGAGAACAGUUAUCCGAGAGCAGAUGCAGCCGUCCCCGCCAUCGACGUCCUCGCUCCCCGCUGCGAGGCGGGAGCACAAGAGAUCGCUCCAGGCUGUUAAGCAGGCAAACGCGCGCACACCAUCCCCCGCGCCGUCGAAGGCAUCAAACCACUCCGUUACGGCUUCCCGCCCCCCUUCGCCUCCGAAUCUUAUCCUACCGACGUGGGAAGAUAUAUUGUUCUCUCCACCACGCUCCAUUAUCCCGCCCAAGCCACAAGUUGGAAAGUCGAAAUUGUCCAAGACGAUCGCCUUGGUAAGCGACGUGCUGUUUCACAAAGACGGACAGGGAGGGGGCAAGAGCAAAGUGACGAGCAAAGGUAAAGAGAAGGCGAAUGCGCAGGAGGGAGAAGCACAAUACCUGCACUUUGGUAAGGAGCUGCCGAAGGCCUUGGCAGCGGUGGGCGAGGAGCUGAAUCCGUAUCUGCUGAGUGGUGGAUGCAGAGUGGUGGUCAUCGGAGUUGCUGGAUGGGCGCCUGGUCCGGUGACCAGAACUUUGGCCGGUGGUCUACCGUCUUCCAGCACGAAAUUUGUUGACAUGGCCUGUCAAGCGCUAUGGCAAUUUGAAGCGGAGCAUGGCUUUAAAUUCAAGAAGAUCACCAAGAUACCGCUGGAAGGCGAUGGGACAAUCGAACGGAAGGUUUCAAGGGUCCAUGAGCAUCUCCUUAGUGACGAAGACUGGAUGGAAGAUUUGCACGCGGCCGACGUCAUCUUCGUGGCGAGCCACUCCCAAGGAUGCAUCGUUGCGACGCAUCUCAUCGAUAGGCUCAUCAGUGAUGGUCAUAUCCUCACGUCACGAAGUGUAGAUAAUCUCACGAAGACGGCAGCAACGAUUGCACCGGGUGGAUCGUCGCUCUCAUCGGUCCAAGCGCAGAGAAUAGGCUUCCUUGCGCUUUGCGGUAUCCAUCUUGGGCCGUUGCGGUACCUAGGCACAAGCUCGUUCCUACAGCAGUACAUUCAGUACGUUGAAAAUCCAGCUGCGCGGGAGUUGUUCGAAUUCCAGAACACCGAAACGCGUCUCUCCAAGAACUACGUCAAGGCUCUGCGUAAUGUGAUGGAUCAUGGUACAAAGAUGGUAUACGUAGCUUCUUUGAACGAUCAGGUGGUUCCAAUCUACUCCGGUCUCUUCACUGCCGCUUCGCAUCCUCGGAUUUUGCGCGCUCUAUAUAUCGAUGGCGAUGCAUACCAUUCAUCAGAUUUUCUGUCCAAUCUCCUGGUUCUGCUCAUCAGAAUCAUGGACGCUGGACUUUCUGAUGGUGGACUUCUGGUCCAUCUGUCAGAAGCGACGGCUGGCACGCUGAGCGGCGUCGGUCAUUCCACAGUGUACGAAGAGCGCGCUACAUUCUCGCUUGCAGUUAAGUACUUCUUCCUAACGACAGAUGGAGAUGAUGCCGGCAAGGAACUCGUCGUGGAGCCAUUCAACGCUGUGGUUGAGCAGAACGAUUAUGAGAUUCCUUGGUCCCUUCGCGAUAUGAUCGCUGACGAACGAGUGGCUCAUUUCUUUGCGCGCGAUUUCGCCAGGCUCCGAGAUGCGUUUGACGAUUGGCAACCGAAGACCACCAUAUUGCGCGAUGUCAAGAAGAAAUUGCAGCCCAUUCAGCGACUUACAACAUUCACCAGUUCGACAACCAGCAAGUUAUGACUUUCCAUGGAUAGACUAUAGUAAUUUAGCAACUCAUAUACCCUGCCGUGCACGGGGUUUUCGCCUCUGCGACAGUGGACUCGCUUGCGCAUCAUUGUUGUACUAUAGUUUCGUACCAUUGACGCUGACAUAGAUUAUAAAAAUGCCUAGUUGACAUGCGAGACAUCUACAAACUAAUAUCGAGAAUGAAGUUGUCGUUGCGGUCGGAAUCAAAGCUAAUUGAGUCCUGUUGAUGCUACGCCCAUUACAAUGAAACCGAGUAGCGCUCUAUAUUCA
Messenger RNA from Laetiporus sulphureus 93-53, 3051 nucleotides. RefSeq lists its product as uncharacterized. The transcript is spliced from 11 exons. The record is from RefSeq and is a predicted model, not a curated record. The coding region runs from base 145 to 2775 and encodes 876 amino acids. NCBI's taxonomy places the organism in Eukaryota, Fungi, Basidiomycota, Agaricomycetes, Polyporales, Laetiporaceae.